UUUUGAUUGUUGUACCUAGUUGUUGGUUGGUCCUGCGUGCAGCUUAUUUUUUAGAUACAAAUAAAAUAGAUUAUUAGUUUGUUUUGUAACUGGUUUUCUGUUAUAAAUUAAGGUUUUCCACGAAUUUAUUGCUCUUUAAGUCCAAAAUAUAUUGUGUUUCUUUAGUAAGGAUAUGAGAUACAUGAUUCGGUAAUGGGCACAUGUUGGUGCAAGGGAAAAGUCCGUGAUGACGGUGAGCAGUAUGCACCAGCGACAUCGGCAGCGUCCCAGGCCUCCCCGGCCGACAACCGGAUACGGGGACCCAAGUGUGUGGAUACACACGUCGUUGACCAACUCGUGCUGGAAAUGCUUGGACUUAUAGCCUCAUUUAUUGACAAUGACGAAGAGUCACCGGUAUCCCUGGUGAAGCUGCACUUCAUAGCAGACAAAGAGGAUGGCUGGAUCCAGGUGGUGUCGUCCAUGGUGAACGUGAUCCCUCUAGAGGAUCCCUUCGGGCCCUCAGCUAUCACUAUAAUGCUGGAUGACUGCCCACUGCCGUCCAAGGAAUCUGUGAUACGGUUAACGGAGCUGUUCGCCUUAUCCGCCGCACGCGCGUGCACGGGCGACGCGUGCGUGCGCGUGGAGCGCAACAUCUGCGUGGUGCUCGGCUGUCUGGCGGAGAAGCUCGCCGGCCCGAACAGCGUGGCCGUGCUCACGGAGCAGACGCUCGACUAUCUCGUCACGUUCUUGGUGACAAAGAACGAACCGUGCAUAGUAUUAUUCGCGCUGAUCGCACUCGAGAAGUUUGCUCAGACCACAGAAAACAAGCUGACAAUAAAGGACCGGUUGGAGAAACUCAAGGAGAAUCCUCUACUGGUGCUGGAGAAACAUGCCAACAGCGAACACUAUGUUUGGAGACAGGUGGGCUUCUGCGCUCAGUGGGCUUUGGACAACUUGUUCAUAGUAGAAGGCCGCAAGCUGUCCUACGAACAAGUGGACAUGACGGGCAUCAACGUGAUCCUGAACUGCCGCGACGUCAGCGAGUACCUCAAGAUAUCCUGCGACGGGCUCGAGGCCCGGGCCGACUCCUACUCGUUUGAGAGCGUUCGGUGCACCUUCCAGGUGGACGAAGGCUGCUGGUACUAUGAAUGUACAAUAAUAACACCAGGCGUCAUGCAGAUUGGAUGGGCGACAAAGAAUAGUCAUUUUCUAAAUUACGAAGGCUACGGCAUAGGCGACGACCUCUACUCGCUAUCCUACGACGGGUGUCGCAAGCUAAUCUGGCACGCGGCGCGCCCCGAGGCGGCGCGGGCGCGGGCGUGGGCGCCCGGAGACAUACUCGGCUGUCUCAUAGACCUGGACAGAGGGGAGCUGCUGUUCUCGCUCAAUGGGGACAUGUUGCCGCCGCAUAAUACCAUCUUCCAUACUACUAGGAAGGGUUUCUUCGCAGCGGCGAGCUUCAUGGCGUUCCAGCAGUGCCAGUUCAACUUCGGGCACAAGCCGUUCAAGUACCCCCCCACGGAUAGAGCCUUCUCCAGCUUCAAUGACCAUGGCUCGCUGAGUGACGAGGAGAAACGGGUGAUACCGCGUCGGCUGUACCUGCAACAGCUCCGGUGUUCCAGCGUGCGCGACGACUCCUGCACUCUCUGCUUCGACGACACCGCGUGUUGCGUGCUCGAGCCCUGCCAACACAGGGGUUUCUGCUCAGUGUGCACGUCGCAACUCAAGGAAUGCCCGAUGUGCCGUGCGCCGAUAGUCAACGUGAGGAGAGAAGAGGUCGAGGACACAUGACGAGAUGGCGUCACCGCCGCUGCCGAGUGAGCGUCACGCGAUCAGGGCUUGAAACUGUGGUUUUGUUGAAAAAAUAUAGGCCUGGGUUAAGAGACCAAAACAAAUGAUGAAAAUGACGGAUAUUUUUGACGUACGUAACUUUUUUUGUUUAUUUUUCUUUUGUUUAGUCAGGUUUCUGGCAGUCAAUUGAGUUUUGAUUGAUUUGUUGUUGACUAGAAGUUUCCGGAAUCGUAUAUGAUUGCACAAUAAAAUUUAAUAAUUAUAAUUUCAAUUCGGUAAAUUCAUAAAAUUUUAUAGAAAGCUGAGUGUAAACGUAU
This is a messenger RNA of Plutella xylostella (diamondback moth), 2087 nucleotides long. RefSeq names its product RING finger and SPRY domain-containing protein 1. The record is from RefSeq and is a predicted model, not a curated record. Gene Ontology annotation, molecular function: protein binding; ubiquitin-protein transferase activity. Gene Ontology annotation, cellular component: cytoplasm. Lineage: Eukaryota; Metazoa; Arthropoda; Insecta; Lepidoptera; Plutellidae.